Pipistrellus kuhlii (Kuhl's pipistrelle) is the source of this 7732-nucleotide messenger RNA. It is a transcript of the gene TANC1, whose product is annotated as tetratricopeptide repeat, ankyrin repeat and coiled-coil containing 1. Gene Ontology annotation, biological process: regulation of postsynapse organization. Gene Ontology annotation, cellular component: glutamatergic synapse. Bases 405 to 6050 code for a protein of 1881 amino acids. Gene Ontology annotation, molecular function: protein binding. The transcript has 28 exons. Lineage: Eukaryota; Metazoa; Chordata; Mammalia; Chiroptera; Vespertilionidae. The record is from RefSeq and is a predicted model, not a curated record.
GUGGCAGCUGCGGGAGCAGCGGGAGCCUCGGAAGCCGGAGGACGGGCGACCGCCGAGCGCCGAGCCGACCGCGCCCCGAGGCCCGGCCCCGGGGGUGGGGGAGCGCCGAGGCUGGAAACUUUCCCGGCAGGAGCUGACCUCUGGCUGAAGGGAAAAUUGAGAACGAAGUCUCUCUUCCAUUUCUUUCCCAGUGAAUAGACGUUACCAAAAAUAGGUUCCCAGCUCUCUGUGGCCGGCUUGUCCGGAGGAACUUGGCAGGAGCUCCAGGGAGACAGUGGCUCUCUGUCGCCAGCCAGCGGAGCCGGGGUGAGGCGAGGCGAGUGCACCCACAGACCGGCCCUUCCGAGGCACGCCGCUUUCUGAACACGGUGAGGGUUUUGAAGAAACAAAGGAGUGUGUCGAAAAUGUUAAAGGCUGUGCUGAAGAAGAGCCGAGAGGGAGGAAAGGGGAGCAAGAAGGAGCCAGGAGGUGACUUUGGUCCAGAGUCUUCCCCUCCCGUACUGCCCUCUGGCGACGGUGGCGACUUCUCUGUGAGCAGCCUUCCCAUGGCUGAGGACACCUACAGGGUGAGCUUGGCCAAGGGCGUCUCCAUGUCCCUGCCGUCAUCACCUCUGCUGCCGCGACAGUCUCACUCGGCGCAAUCAAGAUCCAACAAAAAAUCCCCAGGUCCCGUCAGGAAGCCCAAGUAUGUGGAAAGCCCCAGAGUGCCUGGAGAUGCAGUUAUAAUCCCGUUCAGAGAUGUGUCCCAGCCAACAGAGCCUAAUGAGAAUGAAGCAAAGGCCGAUAAUGAACCGAGCUGUUCGCCGGCAGCUCAAGAACUGUUGACAAGGCUGGGAUUUUUACUGGGAGAAGGGAUCCCAAGUGCCACACACAUAACCAUUGAAGAAAAAAAUGAAACCAUGUGCACAGCCCUGAGCCAAGGCAUCAGUCCUUGCUCCACACUAACAAGCAGCACCGCAUCUCCUAGCACCGAUAGCCCCUGCUCCACCUUGAAUAGCUGUGUCAGCAAGACGGCAGCCAACAAAAGUCCCUGUGAGACCAUUAGCAGCCCUAGUUCCACCCUGGAGAGCAAGGACAGUGGAAUUAUAGCCACGAUUACAAGUUCAUCCGAAAAUGAUGACCGGAGUGGCUCCAGUUUGGAAUGGAAUAAGGACGGAAGCCUAAGGUUAGGGGUGCAGAAGGGAGUGCUCCAUGAUCGGAGGGCAGAUAAUUGUUCCCCAGUGGCGGAAGAGGAGCCGGCUGGGUCAGCAGAGAGCGUGCUGCCCCCAGCUGAAGCCCCCGGAGGAGAUGGUCCAGUCCCUUACUCCCAGAGCUCCAGCUCGCUAAUAAUGCCACGGCCCAACUCAGUUGCAGCGACCAGCUCAACCAAAUUGGAAGAUCUGAGCUAUUUAGACGGGCAGAGAAAUGCUCCUCUUCGGACGUCCAUUAGAUUACCGUGGCACAGCACGGCCGGAGGUAGGGCGCAGGAAGUCAGAGCACGAUUUGCUCCCUACAAGCCACAAGACAUCUUGCUGAAGCCCCUGCUGUUUGAAGUACCGAGCAUCACCACUGACUCCGUGUUUGUGGGGAGGGAGUGGCUCUUCCGGCAGAUAGAGCAGAGCCUGCGGAACCCGGAGCAGGCGGAGAACCGCGGGGCGGUGGUGGUGGGGAACGUGGGCUUCGGGAAGACGGCGAUCAUUUCCAAGCUGGUGGCACUGAGCUGCCACGGGAGCCGCAUGAGGCAGAUUGCUUCCAACAGCCCCGGCUCGUCACCUAAAACUUCAGAUUCCUCCCCGGAUCUUCCAUUCACUCCACUGCUCUCACCGAGUACUUCUCCCGGUGGUACCACCACAGCCAAAACGCCUGCUGGGUUGGGAUCUGAUGCUUCUGAAAACCAGAGACCGAGAGAGGAUGCAGCAAAACACCUCGCAUCCAAGGUGGUGGCCUACCACUACUGCCAGGCGGACAACACGUACACGUGCCUGGUGCCCGAGUUCGUGCACAGCAUCGCGGCGCUGCUGUGCCGGUCCCAUCGGCUGGCCGCCUACAGGGACCUGCUGAUCAGGGAGCCCCAGCUGCAGAGCAUGCUGAGCCUCCGGUCCUGUGUGCAGGACCCCGUGGCUGCCUUCAAGAGGGGAGUGCUGGAGCCGCUCACGAGCCUGAGAAACGAGCAGAAAAUUCCUGAAGAAGAAUACAUUAUCUUGAUCGAUGGCCUAAAUGAAGCCGAGUUUCAUAAACCUGAUUAUGGAGACACGCUUUCUUCAUUUAUUACCAAAAUUAUCUCUAAGUUUCCUGCCUGGUUGAAGUUGAUUGUGACUGUAAGAGCAAAUUUCCAGGAAAUCGUCAGCGGGCUGCCAUUCGUCAAGCUCUCCCUGGACGACUUUCCCGACAACAAGGACAUUCACAGCGACCUGCACGCCUACGUCCAGCACCGGGUGCACAGCAGCCCGGACAUCCUCAGCAACAUCUCCCUGAACGGCAAGGCCGACGCCGCCCUCAUCGGGAAGGUGAGCAGCCACCUGGUGCUGCGCAGCCUCGGCUCCUACCUGUACCUCAAGCUCACCCUGGACCUCUUCCAGAGGGGCCACCUGGUCAUCAAGAGCGCCAGCUACAAGGUGGUGCCCGUGUCGCUGUCCGAGCUCUACCUGCUGCAGUGCAACAUGAAGUUCAUGACCCAGUCCGCCUUCGAGCGGGCGCUCCCCAUCCUGAACGUGGCCCUCGCGUCCCUCCACCCCAUGACGGACGAACAGAUCUUCCAGGCCAUCAACGCCGGCCACGUCCAGGGGGAGCAGGGCCGGGAGGACUUCCAGCAGAGGAUGGAGGCCCUCUCCUGCUUCCUCAUCAAGCGACGCGACAAGACCCGCAUGUUCUGCCACCCGUCCUUCAGGGAGUGGCUGGUCUGGAGGGCGGAUGGUGAGAACACGGCCUUCCUGUGCGAGCCCAGGAACGGGCACGCUCUCCUGGCGUUCAUGUUCUCUCGACAAGAGGGCAAGCUGAACCGGCAGCAGACCAUGGAGCUCGGGCACCACAUCCUGAAGGCACACAUUUUCAAGGGCCUCAGUAAGAAGACGGGGAUCUCCUCGAGCCAUCUCCAAGCCCUGUGGAUCGGGUACAGCACGGAGGGGCUGUCUGCCGCCCUGGCCUCGCUCAGGAACCUCUACACGCCCAACGUGAAGGUGAGCCGGCUCCUGAUUUUGGGCGGGGCCAACGUGAACUACAGGACGGAAGUGCUGAAUAACGCCCCGAUCCUGUGCGUCCAGUCUCACCUUGGCCACGAGGAGGUGGUCACUCUGCUCCUGGAGUUUGGUGCCUGCCUGGACGGCAUGUCUGAGAACGGCAUGACCGCCCUCUGCUACGCGGCCGCCGCCGGCCACAUGAAGCUGGUGUGCCUGCUGGCCAAGAAGGGGGCGAGGUUGGACCACUUGGAUAAGAAAGGCCAGUGUGCACUGGUGCACAGCGCUCUGCGGGGCCACAGCGACGUGCUGCAGUACCUGCUGGCCUGCGAGUGGUCGGCGGGCACUCCCCAGCCCGGUGCGCUGAGGAAGAGCCACGCCCUGCAGCAGGCACUGACGGCGGCCGCCAGCAUGGGCCACAGCGCGGUGGUCGAGUGCUUGCUGGGACUGGAAAAGGAACAUGAAAUAGACGUCAAUGGCACCGACACGCUGUGGGGAGAAACAGCCCUGACGGCCGCUGCGGGACGGGGGAAGCUGGACGUCUGCGAGCUGCUGCUGGAGCGCGGGGCUGCCGUGUCCCAGGCCAACCGGAGAGGCGUCCCGCCGCUGUUCUGUGCCGCACGCCAAGGGCACUGGCAGAUCGUGAGGCUGCUGCUGGAACGCGGCUGCGAUGUGAACCUGAGUGACAAGCAGGGCAGGACCCCCCUCAUGGUGGCCGCCUGCGAAGGGCACCUGAGCACCGUGGAGUUCCUCCUUUCCAAAGGUGCCACCCUUUCUUCUCUGGACAAAGAGGGCUUGUCAGCAUUGAGCUGGGCUUGUCUGAAAGGCCACAGGGCCGUGGUCCAGUUCCUGGUUGAGGAAGGAGCUGAGAUAGACCAGAUGGACAAGAACGGCCGCACCCCCCUGGACCUGGCGGCCUUCUACGGCGACGCAGAGACCGUGCUGUACCUGGUGGACAAGGGCGCUGUGAUCGAGCACGUGGACCACAGCGGGAUGCGUCCCUUGGACAGGGCCAUCGGUUGUCGGAACACAUCGGUCGUGGUCACGCUGCUGAGGAAAGGAGCCAAAUUAGGAAAUGCUGCCUGGGCGAUGGCUACCUCCAAGCCUGACAUUUUGAUUAUACUUUUGCAGAAGUUGAUGGAAGAAGGAAACGUGUUGUACAAAAAGGGGAAGAUGAAGGAGGCAGCCCAGAGGUACCAGUACGCCCUAAGGAAGUUCCCUCGAGAAGGACUCGGAGAGGACAUGAGGCCCUUCAAUGAACUAAGAGUGUCUCUCUAUCUCAACUUGUCUCGCUGCCGAAGAAAAACAAACGACUUCGGCAUGGCGGAAGAAUUUGCUUCCAAGGCGCUCGAACUGAAACCAAAGUCCUAUGAAGCCUUUUAUGCCAGGGCGAGAGCGAAGAGAAACAGCAGGCAGUUCACGGCAGCCCUGGCGGACCUGCGGGAGGCCAUGAAGCUCUGCCCCACCAACCAGGAAAUCCGGCGGCUCCUGGCCCGCGUGGAGGAGGAGUGCAAGCAGGUCCAGAGGAGCCAGCAGCAGAAGCAGCAGUGCCCGCCGCCCGCCGCUCCCACGGACUCGGACAACGAAGAGGAGGCCCCGGCCCCGGCCCCGGGGCCCGAGGACCCCUUCCCCCUGGUGGAGGCCGAAGAGGAAACGUCUCCGCAGGACGGCUCGGUUUCCCUGGCUUCCAGGCCCCAUCCCUCCGCCCCGUCCCCCUACAUCCGGAACCUGCAAGAAGGGUUACAGGCCAAGAUGAGGCCCGCCUCGCCACAGAACCCACAGAACCAGCACCGGCCCGGGGCCGCCCAGCCCCCGCGGGAGCCGGUGGCGCAGCCGGGGCUGGUGGUGCAGCCCACCAAGCAGGCGCAGAUCGUGAAGACCAGCCAGCACCUGGGCGCCGGGCCGGCGGGUGCGAGGGGAGGGAGCAUGAGGCUGCAGGGCUCCUCCCCGCAUCCUCCCCCGAGCCCCAUGCCCGGCCGGGGCUCCGUAGCCCCCCCAGGUGGCAGAAGCCUGCACCUGCACCCGAACUUGGCGGAGGGCGCAGGCACGUUCUCCGCAGGGCCGGGUCCUGGCCGGUUCAUGGAGCGGCUGGGCCCGGGCCAUGGGGUCCAGAUGCAGCACAGCGACAGCGGCGCCGCCUAUCCGCUGCCCAGCAAGAUCAAGAGCGCCGAGCGGCUGCUGGCUCACACCCCCGGGGCCCUGGAUGGAGCCCCGCUUGGCCACAGCCACGGCGGGCAGGUGGGCGGCAGCGACCUGCGGCACCCCGCCUCCCUCAGCAGCUCCGGCUCCUCCGGGUCUCCCUCCAGCAGCAUCAAGAUGUCCAGCUCCACCAGCAGCCUGACGUCCAGCAGCAGCUUUUCCGACGGCUUCAAGGGCCAGGGACCCGAGGCCCGAGGCAGAGACAAGGCUGCUCCCCAAGUGCAGAGCGGCACCGCCGAGCACAGACCCCGCAACACGCCGUUCAUGGGCAUCACGGAUAAGACGGCCCGGUUCCAGCAGCAGCAGCAGCAGAGCAAUCCUCCCGGCCGCACCUGGCACGCUGCUGCCGGGCCCGAGGGGCUGCUGCUGUCACACACCCCUGCAGCCGGCCUGCAGGCCUCGAACCCGGAGAGGGCCUCCCUCAAACAGGCGGCAGCCGGGUACCACAGCCAAGCCAGGUCCUGCGCCGUGCCCACCCUGGGCGGCAGCGUCCACAAUGGGGCCCCUGGGAAGGAGCUAGAAGAAAGGAAGGGCCCGGGUCCAGCCCACUGCCAAGACAGCAGGGUGGCCAAGACUGUGUCCCAUCUGUACCAGGAGAGCAUCUCCAAGCAGCAGCCCCCACACAUCGGCAGCGAAGCCCACAGGAGUCUCCUCCCCUCCGCCAAGCCAAAGCGGUCCUUCAUAGAGUCAAAUGUGUGAGCCCGGGGAGAGAGACCCGCUGGGGCGAUGUGGAAAACUGUGUUGGCUCUUGGUGGUAAUUAAAGUAUUUUUUUAAUGAGGGGGAAAAAUUUACUUUUCAGCCAUAUUUUUUUUCUUUUUCUUUUUUCCCUUGGGAGCGGAUCUGAUUUAUUUAAAAUGUGGGAUAAAAUUACUGGGAUAAGUACCCGAAGUCACCAUCCAUAAGAAUGCUAACCAGAACUGAAAACUGCAAUCAGUUAUGCCUAUUAAGUUAAACACUUAAGGCAACCAAAUAACUUGUGCUUUUUCUCUUAUGAAAUUGUUUGGUUUUUAUCACCUUUCUCCUAGUCUUAGCUAUGUAACUAAAAUCAUAAUAUUUCUUAGAGAAUAUAAGUGUCUAGUCCUCUGCUAUAUGGCAAAAAUCAUACUAUUUCUUAGAGAAUAUAAAUGUCUAAGUGAUAGUUUUAACUCAUGACUAAAUUGCCAGAUGAUGUAUUCUAGGAAAGAUGGAAUUUUCUAGUUACAGUUCCAUCUAGUCAAACCCCAGUUUAUAUAUCUAUAUAUAAAAUUAAGACCCCAGUGAUUCUAGCUGAAUGUGUGUGACUAUACAUGUUAUAUACCUGAUUUUCUUAAGCAAAAUACAAGAACAGCCAAGUAUUGUUCCCUUCACAGCUGUUCCCUGGAGAGGAUUGAGCACUUAUUUCUGUUAUGGUUCUCAUUAAACAUAUUUUUAUAGCACCUUUUUGAGCUACAUUCCCAUUUCAAGGUGUUUUGAUAUUUGGAAACAGUGUAAGCUAUUUGGAAUCCUGAUUGGUGGUCAGGUUGGGUUUGGGCUAGAAUACGAAGGAUAUAGCAUUCUCGGUGACAUAAAUUACUUUCCGUUGGUUCCCAAACCGCUUUUAACGGGGAUAGCACUCCUGCAACAAGCUUUCAAGAUCCUUUAAGGACAGUAUUUAAUUUGAAUCCUUAAAGUCUGGUUCGUUGGUUGCUUUUGUUUUAUUACACAAUCAUUACUUUAUAGACACAUGUUGUAUAUAUUAAAUAGCCAAGUGUAUCCAGACUUGUAUAUACUAUUUCAAGUAGCUAAUCUUAAAAAAAAAAAAAAAGUCAUAUUUGCAUGUUCUAUGUAAACGUCAUCCAUGCUGGUUAUUGCACUGAACACUAUAUUAUUAUGGCAUGUUAACAGUGUACCAGUAACGGCACUUUAUUUCAUUUAUAUGAACACCUUUGAGGUGCUACUUAAGUUCAAACUGAUGUAUUAUUCAUUUGUAAAGAUAAGGUACAGGAAUGAGCCUUGGAUUAAAGGUAUUUUUAUAUGAAAAUGGUGUGCUAUUGAAGGAUGUUAAAAUGCUAGUUUGAGAGAGGUGGGAGUGUGUUUUAUAUGUUGGGAUGUGAAAAUUAUUUUCUAGAAUUGGGGAGAAGGAAGUUCUAUAUUUACAGAAUGUUUUAAAAAUGAAUCAUCGUAAUGAAGUUCCUGUGAGCAUCCUUAUGGUUUUGUACGAAUAGGAAUCUUCUGGUGUUAUUCUUCAACAUUUGUUCCUGUUGUAUUUUGUUGUUGUUUUAUAGGUUUUUCAUGAGUUCUGCUAUAACUUCUACGGCUUAUUUAUUGUUUUAAUAUUUGAGAGUCUUACUCUUUUGUUAUGUAGUUUUGUUUCUGCACAACUACUGUACUUUUCCACAUGGAAUAAAGACUAUUAAUAGAA